Linderina pennispora is the source of this 696-nucleotide messenger RNA. Its product is annotated as kinase-like protein. The transcript has a single exon. The annotation marks the transcript as partial. The record is from RefSeq and is a predicted model, not a curated record. Lineage: Eukaryota; Fungi; Kickxellomycota; Kickxellomycetes; Kickxellales; Kickxellaceae. Gene Ontology annotation, cellular component: cytoplasm. Gene Ontology annotation, biological process: protein phosphorylation; intracellular signal transduction. Gene Ontology annotation, molecular function: protein serine/threonine kinase activity; ATP binding.
AUGAUCACCGAUAGCAGCACAGGCAAGCAGUACAAGUUGCUCGGCGUGCUCGGCGAGGGCUCAUAUGCGGUCGUGUACCUGGCGCGCUGCACCUUUGACAACGCAAAGUACGCGCUGAAGUGUCUGUCCAAGCUUGGCCUGACUGCGACGCCAGCUCUCGCUCCAGCGCUCCGAGCUCGAGAAUCCAUGCCUGCGGUGUGCCCCCACCCGCAUAUUGUGACGCUGUACUCGUACUUUGAGACGCGCGACUGGCUGUUCCUUAUCAUGGAGCGCGUGUCGGGCCCCGAUCUCUACGACUAUAUCACGCAGCACCCAGCCUUCAACGCCAACCAGGAAGAGCGCCGCUUCGUCGAGGCCACGCGGCUCUUUGAGCAGAUGAUUGACGCAGUUGCCCACAUCCAUGCGCUCAAGGCGUACCACCGCGAUCUGAAGCCCGAGAACUUCAUUCUCGGCGCUGACGGUAAUCUGAAGCUGACCGACUUUGGGCUGGCCACGCGUGAGUCGCUGUCGACUGACUUUGAGUGCGGCAGCAAGCCGUACAUGAGCUACGAAAACCGCAACGGUGGGCUGAACCCGAACGACCCCACGGUGUACGGCCCGCGCGACGACUACUCGCCACGUCUGUCCGACGUCUGGGCGCUCGGCGUGCUGUUCCUCAACCUGCUCUUCGCCCAGUCGCCGUGGACCGAUCCGUCA